AGUUGUCAUAUUGACAAAAGGUAGAUAGCAAAGUUCGAGAUUUAUACAUUUUUCAGUAUAAAUAUGUACUUAAGUUGUUAACGAAUUUGGAUAAACGAUUAUAUUGAUAAAAGACAAGAUACAGAGGUGAAAGGCUACAAAAGUAAAGACACUUUUUAAAGAAUAAUCAGCUUUUCAAGAUGACGUCUUCAAGGAAAAUGAGUAUGGCAUCUAACUGCAUUUCCGAGAAACGGAUAUCGCAAUGGGAAGACCUCAUGCGGAAAUUUUCUGAUUCACACAAGACGGAAUGCAGAACAGCUCCUUUGGACAUACCUCGAGCGCCACGUUCAACAAAAUUCUUCCCAACGGGCUCCCAAUACGAAGGAACCUGGGACAUUUUGGGAAUGAGCGGUUAUGGUGACUACGUAUUUCCUAAUGGAGUUGAAUACGGAGGAGACUUUGAAGACGGCAUGUUCCAUGGCAAAGGCGAGCUACGUUACCAGGACGGUGCAGUCAUACGUGGCAAGUUUGAUAAAGGGGUCAUGACCGAAAGGUUGCUCUCGUUUACUGAUACCCUCGAAUACAAUGAAUCGGACUGGAAGUACUGCGUCAUGCCCGAUAGAAGAUUCGCAAUAGAAUAUGACUUAGACGUCGCGGCGGCUGGCAUUUCAUACUUAACAGCUGAUCAGCCCACGAAGGAGAUCCCUCCCGGACAUUACGAUUCAGGAGACGGGUUUUACAAUGCUAAGACUAGAAGUGUUUUUAAGUACGAAGAUCCAACAAGGAUUGUUCGGUCUGCAUCGGAACGCGAACACAAGUGGAUAUUGGAGAACUGCCGCAGAAACCCUGACGAUCCAUUAGGGCCGCGUCCUGACCUGUACGAGAAGUGGUCGGAGCCGAUAGACCGGCUGCAGCCGCCUCCACCACCGGCCGCUGGACCGAAGACUAAUAUCUCCGGGUUCAGAGCUCAAUCGAUCUUCGAACAGGACUUUGAUUUUUUCAAAGGAUUCAAAUUCUUCCGUACUGGAUCAUCAUCGGAGUCUUCAACAAAUACUAGUGACUAAAAACUUCUUAUCAAGUUAUGUGAUAACAGCAUUUAUUUUUGUCCUAAGAACAAUUAUUUUAAUUAUUUUAGCUAUAAUUUGUAUUACACUUAGAUUUAUACUUAACGAAUAAAUGUUAUUACAAGAUUUAAAUAUAA
Trichoplusia ni (cabbage looper) is the source of this 1180-nucleotide messenger RNA. Its product is annotated as MORN repeat-containing protein 5-like. The transcript has 8 exons. The coding region runs from base 180 to 1043 and encodes 287 amino acids. The record is from RefSeq and is a predicted model, not a curated record. NCBI's taxonomy places the organism in Eukaryota, Metazoa, Arthropoda, Insecta, Lepidoptera, Noctuidae.